Messenger RNA from Trichomonas vaginalis G3, 936 nucleotides. RefSeq names its product protein serine/threonine kinase protein. Gene Ontology annotation, biological process: protein autophosphorylation; autophagosome organization; autophagy. Bases 1 to 936 code for a protein of 311 amino acids. The record is from RefSeq and is a predicted model, not a curated record. Gene Ontology annotation, cellular component: cytoplasm; autophagosome. Gene Ontology annotation, molecular function: ATP binding; protein serine/threonine kinase activity. The transcript has a single exon. NCBI's taxonomy places the organism in Eukaryota, Parabasalia, Trichomonadida, Trichomonadidae.
AUGCUUACCCAAAACAUUCCACAAAGAUUUGGCAAGUAUCGAGUGCUAAAUAUUGUUGGACAAGGAGCUUAUUCAACUGUCGUUAAAGCACUAAACGAAAAAACCUCAGAGAUUUUUGCAAUCAAGGUCAUUGACAGACAAAUGGUCACAAAUUCUGGAAUGUUGCGUUACCUUGAUACAGAACUCAGAAUUCUUGAAAGAAUAUCGCACCCCUCAUUGAUCAAAGUCUACGAAAUUCUUUACGAAGAAAAAUUUAUCCUCAUAGUUAUGGAAUUUUUGCCUCAUGGUAAUAUCGUCGAUAUAUAUGAGAACAGGAUCUUCUUUUCGUUAAAGGAGCGACUGGAAAUCUGUAUUAAAAUCCUUCAAGGACUGAAUUUUCUGCAUGAUCAUGGAAUUGCUCACAGAGAUAUCAAACCAGAGAAUAUAAUGUUUGACGUAGAAAAUAAUCCAAAAAUUAUAGAUUUUGGCCUUUCAUGCGAUAGAAAUUGUCUGAAAAAAACGUUUUGUGGUUCAAAACUAUACAUGGCUCCAGAAGUAAUGAGAGGUGAUAAAUAUAAUGGCUUCAAAGCAGACAUUUGGUCUCUUGGUGUGACGUUUCACCUUUUCAUGUCAAAUGAGCUGCCAUUUGACUACAACAGCGAAGCAAAACUUCUUAGAGAAGUUAGGAAUGGUAGAUUGUGCUUGAAAAACAAAACUAAUGGUCCAAUUAAGGAAAUUAUUAAUAAAAUGCUUGAUCUCGAUCCAGAGAACAGACCGACUGUUAAGGAACUUAUUGAAAUGUUUAACUUAUUCAGACCAACUGUAGAAAAGAAGCUAACACUUCCUAGAAUUACAUUUAAACCAGAACAGUCAAAAAUCAAUCGUGCUAGAACAGACGAUGUGUCAUUUCGCAUAUUUGGUCUUAAGCAUAGGAUUAACUCUAUUGGAAGUCUAUGA